Mercenaria mercenaria is the source of this 3189-nucleotide messenger RNA. RefSeq names its product catenin alpha-2-like. The record is from RefSeq and is a predicted model, not a curated record. Lineage: Eukaryota; Metazoa; Mollusca; Bivalvia; Venerida; Veneridae. The transcript is spliced from 13 exons. The coding region runs from base 1 to 3189 and encodes 1062 amino acids. Gene Ontology annotation, molecular function: cadherin binding; actin filament binding; nucleic acid binding. Gene Ontology annotation, biological process: Rho protein signal transduction; cell adhesion.
AUGGGAGAAAAUUUAGCAAUACUCUCCCGCAGGGAGGAGAGUUUUAUCACUACUCUAGUCAAUCAUAAAGAAAGAACAAAAAUUACAGAGCGGACAGCAAAGGCAUUAGCUAAAGUCGGUGAGGCAGUGAGUUUUGCUGUCGACAGAUUUGUAUCUGUCGGGGAAUCUAUAGGAGAUGAACAUCCAGAGUUACGCAGCGAGAUGUGUGAGACUUGCUUGGAAGCAAGACAGGCUGGGAAUGCAAUUAAACAGUUGACAAUGCAUAACUAUGCUGUGAAUGAUGGGUCGUUGAAACCGUUCACAGAGAAGAAUCACAUGGUGCGUGCAGCACGGAAAUUGCUGUCAGCCAUUACCAAAGUGUUACUGAUAGCAGACAAAGUGAUAAUCAAACAGCUGAUUGCAUCUAAAGAUAAGGUAUUAUGCAGUCUAACAGAACUAGAAAGUGUAGACAGUUUCACAGAUUUUGUUCAGGCUUUCAGCAAGUUUGGAAACAAUAUGGUGGAACUAGCCCAUCUUACUGGAGAUAGGCAAAAUGACCUGAAGAGUGAUAAACAGAAAGCCCAGAUGGCUUCUGCCAGAGCUGUGUUAGAGAAAUCCACUAUGAUGUUACUGCCUUCAUGUAAAACCUGCCUCAGACAUCCUGAAUGUUACUCAGCAAGACAAAACCGUCAUGGACUAUUUGUUCAGAUGCGUCAAGCUCUACACCUCAUACAAAAUGUUGCCACAGAUACCGGAUACCAUUCUGUGACUAAUGGCAGCGUUUCACCUACUGCAGCGAAUGGUGAUUCAGGAAUUGUGUUAGGAGGGUCGGGACAAAGUGCAAAUAAAGCUAUAAAAGAUUUUGAGGAUCAGGUGGAGAUGGUCCGAGUCACUCAUAUAAAUAACUACUUUGCUGAUAAACUACGUAGUGCCUUGGAUGUUGUCAUAGAAACCACGCAAGAUUUUACCGACUCUGCCUACACGUCACAUGAUCAUAGAGAGAAAAUUAUGGAAGUUACGGAAUAUUUACAGCAGGCUGUACAUGUUCUAAUAAAAACAGGAGUCUUACAGAUGCAUAAAGAUUCAAUAGCCACACAGGAGCUUGAAACUUGUAUCCUGAAAACUUUAGAAGUAUCCAAGUCUCUGAAGAAACAGCUGCAAGACACGGCAAUGGAUCAGGCAUCUGAGUUGUUUAAAUGUAAUGAAGAUCAUGUUCUGCUGAGAAAUCUACAAACUGCUGGUAUUGCCGGGGAGGUGGGGUCUGUCGAUGAGCUUUCUGUCAAGUUUGAGGAGCAUAUAGAUCAGCUUGAAGAGGUGUGUAAACUGUUCCGCCAUAUUGCCACUACUGAACCUCUAGUCAUCACAGCUGAGCACAAUGAGAUUAUACUGAGGUCUAUGGGACCAUUGAUACUACAUGCGGCAAGAACUCUAGCCCAGUACCCAGCUAGUAAGAUAGCCAAGGAGAACCUGGAUCUGUUUGCUGACGCCUGGGAGUCGCAGAUCAAUGAUUUAUCUAUUCUUGUGAAAGAAGUCAAUGAUUUUUGUCAAGGCAAAACUGACAGACUUGUGUACAUGUCUCUACCAAGACCAGGGUGCUUUGUUUACAAACAACACGCUACAGCUGUCAAACCAAAAAUUAUGCGUCAUAAACAAUUGAAUCCAGUGAAGAGAGCUAUGAAGCACAAGGGAUAUUCUCCUUCAGCAUUGUUUAAUGCUUAUAAACUGGUUAAAGAGACGGGCAUUCCUGUGAAGACUGCUGCUAGGCAGUAUGGUGUUCCACAUAAUACACUUCGUGAUCGUGUGAAAGGCCGUGUUGACCCAGAAACACUGAUGACAGGACCAGGUCCAUUGUUCACUCAAGAAGAGGAGGCUAAACUGGUGGAACAUAUAAAGCAUAUGGCAGACCUUGGGUAUGGAUUCACCAUCACAGAAGUUGUUUCCAAAGCCAGUGAUUAUGCAGUUUUUCUGAAGAAACGUUCUCCUGACAAACCUCUCUCUGUAAAGUGGUUCAGUGGCUUCAGAAAAAGGUGGCCUGAGCUUAGAGUUACUAAGCCUAGAGCUUUAACAAAAUGUAGAGCUGCAUCCACAUCUCAACAGGCAGUGAACAGUUACUUUACAAACUUAGAAACUGUAAUCAUGAACAAUAACCUUCUCAACAAACCUGAGUGCAUAUAUAAUAUUGACGAAAAGGGCAUACAGACAGAGCACUCACCACCAUAUAUUGUGGGUGGCAAGGCAAGUGUACCUGCAAUAACUUCCUCCAGGUCAGCUGUAACCACAAUCAUUGGUGGAGGAAAUGCCAUUGGAACCCAAGUGCCUCCAUUCUUUGUGUUUAAAGGGCAGCGGAUGAAUGAAGACUUGCUUCAAGGUGCAGCUUCUGGUUCAGCUGGAACUAUGUCAAAAACUGGCUGGUCUAACUCAGUCAUUUUUCAUGAAUAUUUAGAGAGCCACUUUCUCAAAUACAUACAAAGACCAGACAGUAAUCAGCCAGUACUUGUCAUAUUUGAUGGACACAGAUCGCACAUCAAUGUUCCUGUACUUGAAUGGGCUAAAAGGAACAAUAUAAUUCUCUUUGUGCUGCCUGCCCACACAAGCCACUGUCUUCAGCCCCUGGAUGUAGGGUGCUUUGGGCCCCUACAGAAGAUAUACAACAACACAUGCCAUAAGUUUCUGAGGGAACAUCCAUCAUCGAAAAUUACCAGGUUUAAUGUUGCUGCUCUGGCUUCUAGUUCAUAUGUAACAGCACUGUCAAAUAACAACCUCAAGUCAGCCUUUCAGAAAACGGGCAUAUUUCCUCUUGACAGAACAGCCAUAAGUACUGACAACUUCAAGCCAUCAGAGCCUUAUGUUGCUCCUGUUCAAGAGCCAUCCGAACAGGUUCCUGAUGUUCAGUGUGACCUAAAUGCAUACUUCCGGGCAGCAGAGACUGUAAUUGAAUUAAAAAAGGAGUUCCAUCAGGCAUCAGCUAAGAAAACUUUCAGUAAUGUUGUUUCUGGUCAGGAAAUCACCAGUUCAGACAUAUCACAACAAAUUAUUACUAAACCCAAGCCCAUAGUAAAACAGCCAACAAAGACACCCAGGAAACCAAAGUCAAACAUCCCAAAGAAGGUCUGUAAGAAGUCAUCCAGCAAAGAAAGCCAUAUGUACAGCCCAUUGUUUUCCACCACCCAGAACCUACUCCUGGACCAUCACACAUUAACCUUCUUCUAG